Molecule: messenger RNA, 3458 nt
Organism: Colletotrichum destructivum
Lineage: Eukaryota; Fungi; Ascomycota; Sordariomycetes; Glomerellales; Glomerellaceae
Product: Putative DNA polymerase alpha/delta/epsilon, subunit B, DNA polymerase epsilon, subunit B
Exons: 2
Coding region: 103-2511 (802 amino acids)
Biological process (GO): error-prone translesion synthesis; DNA-templated DNA replication
Cellular component (GO): epsilon DNA polymerase complex
Molecular function (GO): DNA binding
Source: RefSeq, a predicted model, not a curated record
UUACCCAUUGCGACAAACCGUCAGAGCGACUUCGACUCAGGUUUGUUCUCGUCAUAUUGAGCUAUAGUAAUUCGAAACGUACGAAAGAAUACCGCCUCGACUAUGGAUCCACCGCCGUCAAUUUCUCCGAAGCGCAAGCAAAAAAUGCCCAUGGCUAAUAUCUUCGCCGCAAAGACACCUGCCCCUCCCUCUUCUUCGAUACCCUCAUCUUCGCCCGCAUUUGGCACCCCAGUACACCCCCUGAAGCCGUUCAAAGUGUCAGCACCUUCAAAGCACGCGAUUCUCCCAAUCAUACUCCCACCGGCCACCCUCCGCCCCUUGGCAUUUCGGACGUUUACCAAGAAACACAGCUUGACGCUGUCCUCGACUGCCCUCCAAGAACUCGCAACCUUCAUCGGCCGCCAUUGUGGCUCGUCAUGGCGGGAAGAGGGCUUGGCAGAGAAGGUUUUGGAAGAGGUGGCCAGGUCGUGGAAGAAUUGCAAUGGCGGUGUCAUUGUCGACGGCGCCAGCCCAGAGCUGAAGGACAUAUUGAAGACUUUGGAAGGCAACAUGAGCGGGGGCAAGAUUGUGACUGGCGCAAGGGGUCUGAGUCGACAGAAUAGUCUUUUGAACGAACCGGGGCAAGAUGCGGACAUGUCGAACACGAGACUAGGGUUACGGCCAGCACAGUCGUCUUUGGUGCGAGAGGAUAGUCAACAGAGCUUCGGCAUGUCCAGUCUUGGCGUGGAGGAGGAGGAUGACGAGGAUAACGUCAGGGAUCCUCGGAAGUGGCUCAACAUCAUCGACGCAUACGACCAACCGAGAUUUUCUUAUAACGUUGCAAAGAAGCAUUUCGAAAGAGAAACGUCGAAACCCUCCCUACUGCCACCAGCAGCUCACAAGACUGCUCUGUUCCGGAAUAGGUAUAAUGUCAUACACCAAAGGCUACUCAGGAAUGAGUCCUUUCAAACAUCAGCCGUUGCAAGCGCAAGAGCACCCUCGCUCAAGCGUUCCGCGUCAAACCAACUGAACCAUAAGAUCACACCAAUUGCGAACCUCUUAGGUCGACAUGGAAGCCAUCACAUGCUUCUGGGUAUGCUGAAUAUUCUACCAGCGGGCGGUCUCGCAAUCAGCGACCUGACAGCCACAAUUGCGCUCGACGUGUCUCAAGCAGUUGCGAUUCCCGAGGACUCAGCGUGGUUCUCGCCAGGCAUGAUCGUGCUUGUGGACGGUGUCUACGAAGAGGAAGAAGAGUCCGUCGGAAAGGGUCUGAGCGGAAGCAGCGGUGUAGGUGGAACGCUCGGCGGCAGAUUUCAAGCCUUCUUCAUUGGCCAGCCACCCUGCGAGAAGAGGAAAGCCACGUUGGGUGUCAGCGGCCCGGACGGCGGCCAGGACCACACCAUAGGAGGUGGGUUCGGCUGGAUCGACUUCCUCGGUGUGGGCAGCGAGCGGGCUGUUGGAUUCAAGAUGCGGAAGCUCGAGCAACGUCUGCUACCCCGGCAUUCUGCCGAAGAGGUCCCCAGCAGGGGCAGGAUGGUUAUCCUCGGCGAGCUGAACCUCGACCAGCCGCGGUCGUUGCAGGCCUUGCGGAGGAUCCUCACCAUAUAUGCAGCCGAACCCGAAGGCGCGACGCCUAUGAGCUUCGUCAUCACGGGAAACUUCACGCAGCACGCCGUGCUCGCGAGAGGUGGCAGCGGCGGUAGUAUCGAAUACAAGGAAUACUUCGACGCCUUGGCUUCGACACUAUCCGAAUUCCCCGCUCUUCUACAGACUUCUACCUUCGUCUUCGUCCCCGGCGAUAAUGACGGCUGGGUGUCGUCCUUCACCGCGGGAGCUGCGACUCCGCUACCCCGGAAAGGGGCCCCGGACGUCUUCACAUCACGUAUCCGACGAGUCUUUGCCGCGGCCAACGCGGAAGUCGGCUCCAAGAGCGACGGAGAGGCUAUCUGGACGUCAAACCCCAGUCGUUUGACACUGUUCGGUCCGAACCACGAAGUCGUCGUCUUCCGUGACGACAUCUCAGCCCGCCUGCGUCGCGCAGCCGUACGCCUCAAGACGCCGAAACAAAGCCGGGGCCAAGACGAAGAAAACCAGCCCCCCGAGGCCGAAGACGGCACGGAUGACGUUGUCAUGGGCGGCAGUGGCCCGAUCGAGAUCUCCGCUGAAGAAGAGGCUAUGGACGUCGACAUACCCAGCAAGAAGCCUGCUGUCAAGCAGGUCAACUCGAGCGUCCCGCAGGACGUGCACACAGCGCGGAAACUUGUCAAGACGGUCCUGGACCAGGGGUACCUGUCGCCGUUCCGCCAGUCGAUCCGUCCCGUGCACUGGGACUAUGCGACGGCGCUGCACCUCUACCCGCUGCCGACAUCCAUGAUACUCGUGGACACGACGGCACCGCCGUUUAGCGUCACGUAUGAGGGCUGUCACGUCAUGAACCCGGGCAGCAUCCUCGUUCCCGGCCGGACGCGGGUUGGCCGUUGGAUAGAGUAUGAGAUUGGGAAGAUUGGGAAGCUGCGGGAGACGACCUUUUGAGGUGGCAAGCCAGGCACGCGGCUUGCCAAGUUUGCAGAUAGGGUGUUACGGGUGCAAUUCAGCUUUGUAGCUGGUGAUGUCGAUUUUAAUGAUUGAUGCCUACAAGGAAGGGCUAUUGGACUCUUCGUCACAGAACAUAAUUUCCCGUUGAGGUGUACGAAAGUCUAGAAGAUGUGCUCCGAAUCAGAAAACACAUGCGGCCAGGCAAGGUGUGCUCGCAUUGCGGGCUUGGUUCCAAAUGGUCUUUUAUCCUAAAGAACGCGAGUGAAUUUGGUUCGAUGGUGCUCCGCAACGUUUAUGCCCAAACCAGGCGUUAUGACAAGUAGGUAGAGAUGGCAAGCUACACGCACCGUACCCUCGUGGUGCGCAUGCAUCUGUUUCAAGUCACCGCCGCUUUCCCCGACGACUGAGAGUGUCUUCAAGUGCUAGUAGCGGCACGGCAGCUGCCCUGCCCCCUAUUCCUCAUGCACCGCGUAGCUAUUGAAUUCUUUGUCGAAUAUUCUGGUGUUUCCUAGCAAGAAUUCCGUCAGCGACACAAACUUUUAUGAACGUAUUGCUAGUCGAAAAAUUCAAGUCAGCAAACAGAGCAACCAGCACACUGUGUGACAGUUGCAGCAAUGUUUAACUGGCAGCCUGUAGUCGGCAAAGUGGCCAACGUUGGACAUCCUGUCUCGAGUCUAGAACGAUAAUUCUUAGCUGUGUAUUGAAGAUAUUAUUCCAGAAUGAUGCCGUAGCUCAGUGAAGGGGUCGUCAUUACGGUCGAUAGCAAUUUGACAUGAUAGGUGAUAUGAGGCAUCAUCUCAACAACGAAUGCUAAUCGACACAGCGAUGAGAGUAGAGUGCCCGUCCAGUUCCAUCCGUGUUGGGCGAGUCUUUGCAGGCCAGCUUGGGUUCGAGGCGGAUCCCCUUUGGCGCGGCAGAUGAACCACUUUCAUGCAGAUUCAGAC